AUGGCGAACGAGGGCGAACGGCCAACAAGUGCCGACAAGGGCAAGGGCAAGGUUGAAGACGUUCGCGAGUUGAACGGCAAGAAGCCCCAAAAUGAUGAGAAGACCACCGAGGAUGGCAAGAAGAAGGACGAGGAGCCCCGGGACGAUGAGCUCAGUGAAGAAGACCAGCAAUUGAAAGAUGAGCUCGAGAUGCUCGUGGAGCGGUUAAAGGAGCCCGACACCUCACUCUACGGUCCUGCCCUGGACGCGAUCAAGAACUUCAUUAAGACCUCCACAUCUUCCAUGACAGCUGUCCCAAAGCCGUUGAAAUUCCUCCGUCCGCAUUACGAUGACCUGGCAGCACUUUACGAGAAGUGGACAGCCGGCCCCGUUCAGGACUCGCUGGCUGAUAUGCUGUCCGUGCUCGGUAUGACCUACGGAGAUGAGACCAAGCUGGAGACUCUGAAAUACCGCCUAUUGGCUAAGUCGGAAGAUCUUGCCUCCUGGGGCCACGAAUACAUUCGACACCUGGCGCUGGAGAUUGGACAAGAAUACCAGAAUCGGUUGAAUGCCGAGAAGGAGACCAAAGACCUGGUGGAUCUCGCUUUGUCGCUGGUGCCUCAUUUCCUCAGCCACAACGCCGACGCUGAUGCAGUCGAUCUCCUCAGCGAGAUGGAGAUCAUCGAGGAGAUCCCGCGCUUUGUGGAUGAAAACACUUACUCCCGAGUUUGCUUGUACAUGGUCAGCAUGGUCAACUUGCUCACUUACCCCGAAGACCAGCAAUUCCUCCGCACCGCCCACGAGAUCUACGUCCGUUACAACAAAUUGACCCAGGCCAUCGUACUCGCCAUUCGGUUGAAUGACAUCGAUCUCAUUAAGAGUGAUAUCGACGCCACCGACGACAAGUCCCUUAAGAAGCAAAUGGCUUUCCUCGUUGCUCGACAGCAGAUUUGGCUCGACUUGCCGGCCGAGGACGAGGAAGGUGAGGCGUUGAAUGACUGCCUUAAUAACACCUCCAUUCCCAAGCACUUCAAGUCUCUUGGAAAGGAGCUCAACAUUCUGGACCCUAAGAUGCCCGAGGAUAUCUACAAAACACACCUGGAGAGUAGCCGCGGAGCCGGUCUCACCAACCUUGAUUCAGCACGACACAAUUUGGCCAGCGCCUUUGUCAACUCCUUUGCCAAUGCCGGCUUUGGUAACGACAAAAUGAUGCUGGUUGAGGGUGAGAAAGGCCCGUGGGUGUGGAAGACCAAGGAUGACGGCAUGCUCUCCACAACAGCGUCGCUGGGUAUGCUUCUUCACCGGGAUGUUGAGGAUGGCUUGGAUAAGAUCGACAAGUUCACCUACGCAUCGGAGGACCAGGUCAAGGCCGGUGCUUUGCUUGCCAUUGGUAUUCUGAACUCUGGAGUCCGUCUUGACUCGGACCCGGCUCUUGCACUCUUGAGUGAUCCCGACAACUUAGAGGCCAAGAACGUGCCCAUGCGAGUUGCCUCUAUCAUGGGCCUCGGUCUGGCAUAUGCUGGUUCUAACAAGGAGGACCUCCUUGAAAUUCUUCUUCCUAUUGUAGAGGAUUCUUCUUUGGAUAUGCAGCUCUCUGCUAUGGCAGCGGUCUCACUUGGUCUCAUCUUCGUUGGCUCAUCAAACCACCAGGUUAGUGAGGCCAUUGCCACGACUUUGAUGGAUGAGGAGCGCCAGAAGCAGCUCAAGGACAAGUGGACACGAUUCAUGGCUCUGGGUCUUGCACUACUUUACUUCGGUCGGCAGGAGGAGGUUGACGUUAUCCUCGACAUCCUGAAGGCUGUUGACCACCCUAUGGCCAAGCCCACCUCCGUCCUUGCCUCAGUGUGUGCCUGGGCCGGUACCGGAACUGUGCUCAAGUUGCAAGAACUUCUUCACAUCUGCAAUGACAUUAUUGAGGAGAAGGAGGAGAACAAGGGUGAUGAGCUUGUUCAGUCUUACGCUGUCCUGGGUUUGUCCCUCAUUGCCAUGGGCGAGGAUGUCGGCCAGGACAUGAUUCUCCGUCAAUUCGGCCAUCUCAUGCACUACGGCUCUCCCAACAUUCGCCGGGCUGUGCCCCUUGCUAUGGGAUUGAUCAGCCCCAGCAACCCCCAGAUGAAGGUUUACGACACCCUGUCUCGAUACAGUCACGACAAUGACAACGAUGUUGCCAUUAACGCCAUCUUUGCCAUGGGUCUCUGCGGUGCGGGUACCAACAACGCUCGUCUGGCACAGCUUUUGCGUCAACUGGCUAGCUACUACCACCGUGACCAGAACUCCCUGUUCAUGGUGCGCAUCGCUCAAGGUCUUCUUCACAUGGGCAAGGGCACAAUGACGCUCAACCCCUUCCACACUGACCGCCAGGUCCUUUCCCGAGUCUCGGCGGCUGGUCUGCUCACAGUCCUUGUAUCCUUAAUUGAUGCCAAGGACUUCAUCUUGGCCGAUAGCCACUACCUGCUUUACUUCCUUAUUACCGCCAUGUUCCCACGUUUCCUCGUGACUCUUGAUGAGGACCUGAACCCGCUUACCGUCAACGUGCGCGUGGGUCAGGCCGUGGACGUCGUCGGCCAGGCUGGUCGGCCAAAGACUAUCACUGGAUGGCAGACCCAGAGCACACCGGUGCUUCUGUCACAUGGUGAGAGGGCUGAGUUGGAAGACGAGCAGUAUAUCCCCCUUAGCAGCACACUCGAGGGCUUGGUCAUUCUGCGCAAGAACCCUGACUGGGAAAAUCCCGAAUAA
Molecule: messenger RNA, 2715 nt
Organism: Penicillium maclennaniae
Lineage: Eukaryota; Fungi; Ascomycota; Eurotiomycetes; Eurotiales; Aspergillaceae
Product: proteasome regulatory particle base subunit RPN1
Exons: 5
Coding region: 1-2715 (904 amino acids)
Biological process (GO): proteasome-mediated ubiquitin-dependent protein catabolic process; regulation of protein catabolic process
Cellular component (GO): proteasome regulatory particle, base subcomplex; proteasome complex; nucleus
Molecular function (GO): enzyme regulator activity
Source: RefSeq, a predicted model, not a curated record